Molecule: messenger RNA, 4079 nt
Organism: Bombus terrestris (buff-tailed bumblebee)
Lineage: Eukaryota; Metazoa; Arthropoda; Insecta; Hymenoptera; Apidae
Gene: Snmp1
Product: sensory neuron membrane protein 1
Exons: 11
Coding region: 809-2389 (526 amino acids)
Cellular component (GO): cytoplasm; membrane
Molecular function (GO): scavenger receptor activity
Source: RefSeq, a predicted model, not a curated record
UCGUAUUCGCGAACUAACACGCAGAUCUUCCGUCUUCGUGCGGCACCGAUGUCACGCUAAUGUUAUUCGUUGUACCGAUCCUCGUUUGCGUGAAGUUUUGCGAAACUUUACAGUGCAAGAGAAUCUGAAUAUUCGUCCCAUUAUGCUUCCAAAGUUGUACAAUAUUACCGUAAAAAGAACGCGCUUGCCUGGUGUUUUGUAAAAAUGCAGGUUCGCCGAGCGACGAAGGAACGAAGACGAUGGAAGAGGCGAGACGCGAAAGGACAGAGGCGAAGAUAAAAAGCAGAGAAACGAAAAAUGGAAAGGCUUCCCUGCUAUAACUAUUUGUGAGGAUUAAACCGAUUAGAAAAAGAAGCGUAGAAGACGAUGGAAAAAAGUGGCUGAUACUUACCAUAGUCUUUGAACUUUAGGAAAGAGGAGUAUGCGAGGAAAAUAAAAUCAAACGGUAUAUCGUAGGUACGUACGGAUAACGAGAGAAUAGCGAGAAACAGGUGCAGGAAAAUGGAAGGAAAAAUAGAAGAAAGAAAAGAAAUAGGCGAUAGAAAAGAUAGACAUCUGUUUUACUAAACAGCUCUGAUCAGCUACCACUCUCGCACAGGUAGCGCGAAAAUCGGCUGUACGUGGUGACGCAGGAGUGGGCGUUUUGCCGGUGUCGCCGUCGUUCGACGACGAAGCUCGAAACCGUCAGUUCACGCGAACGCUCGAAGAUUAACGGCACAGGACGAGGAAGCCGGUCGACCUCUCGUACUCUUCUCGAUCGGCCAGUCGACAUCGUAUCCACUAGCUCGGCCAUUACAAGCGUGUUACUAUGAUAAAGCCGAAGAAACUUGGAAUCAUCGGUGGCUCUCUGUUCGCCUUUGGAGUUGUGUUCUGUGCGAUCGUUUUCCCACCCUUCUUGAAGUGGAAUAUCAAAAACCAAGUAACGUUGAAACCUAAUACCGAGAUGCGCGAGUUAUGGUCCACCUUUCCCGUUCCAUUGGACUUCAAGAUCUACCUUUUCAACGUGACGAAUCCUACAGAAAUUACAGCAGGCGAGAAGCCAAUCCUCGAAGAAAUAGGACCAUUUUUCUACGACGAAUAUAAACACAAAGUAAAUAUGGUCGAUCGAGAAGAAGACGACAGUUUGGAGUACAACUUGAAAGCAACUUGGUUUUUCAAUCCGUCGUUGAGCAGCCCAUUGACCGGCGAGGAGGAGCUGGUCUUUCCUCAUGUUCUUAUUCUCAGCAUGAUCAAACUUACCCUUGAACAACAACCAGCUGCAAUAGGAAUUCUCAAUAAGGCCGUGGACAAUAUCUUCAAGAAACCAACUUCUGUAUUCGUAAGAGCAAAAGCAAGGGAGAUAUUGUUCGAUGGUGUGCCUCUGGACUGCACGGGGAAGGACUUCGCUUCGAGCGCAAUCUGCAACGUUUUGAAAGAAAAAGAAGACGCUUUGUUACCCGAUGGGCCUGGGCGCUACCUGUUCUCCCUUUUUGGUCCAAAAAACGGCACCGUUCUUCCCGACCGUAUACGAGUGUUACGGGGGGUAAAGUACUGGAAGGACGUCGGAAAAGUGACCGAGGUGAAUGGAAAGCCAGAGUUGGACAUUUGGACCGAGGAUCAAUGCAACGAGUUCAAUGGCACGGAUUCCACCAUCUUCGCGCCGUUGCUCACGGAACAGGACGAUAUCGUGUCCUUCUCACCGGACAUUUGUAGAAGUUUAUCGGCUCGGUUCGACCGCAAGACCAAAGUCGCAGGUAUCAACACUUACCACUACACAGCUGAUUUGGGUGAUAUGAGCACAAAUCCCAAGGAAAAGUGUUUCUGUCCCGCGCCAGAUAAUUGUCUAACGAAAAACCUUAUGGACUUGACCAAGUGUGUAGGCGUGCCACUUAUUGCUUCUCUGCCACAUUUGCUUGGGUCGGAUGAAAAAUACCUGGAAAUGGUCGAUGGACUUCAUCCCAACGAAGAAAAGCACGGCAUCAACAUGGACUUUGAACCAAUGACAGCCACUCCUUUAAUCGCACGCAAGAGGCUACAGUUCAAUAUGUUCCUUCAGAAGGUUGAAAAAUUCAAGUUAAUGAAGAACUUCCCAGAGUGCUUAUUUCCAUUCUUCUGGGUCGAGGAGGGAAUAGAGCUCGGCGGUGAGUUUCUGGCGAAGCUGAAGAAGGUGUUCAAGAUGAUAAGCAUAAUCGGGUUCAUGAAGUGGCUGACGAUAAUAAGCGGCGCUUGCGUGAGCGGAGCAGCUGCCGCGAUGUUCUUCAAGAACAAAGACAAAGGAUCGUUGGACGUGACGAAGGUAACUCCGCAGUCGCAAAAUGGGAAACACGAGGAUGAGAAGAAAUGGCCUAAUCAGAUGACCAUCAGUACGAUACAAAGCGCGGCGGUGCCAUCUAAUCUCGACGCGAAUUAAUUUAUUAGUCAGUCGUAUCUCCAAGCUCUACGAUCUUUGUAUAGUCGAAAGAGAAUUUGUCGAAUAAAUGAAAAAUCAACGUUCGCGUUAAUUAGACGAAAUUUCCAUCGUGCGAUAACGUUUUAAUAUCAAGAUUAAGAAGUCGGUUUUGUCCGUUUUACAUAGACGACAGAUGAUAGGAAAAGAGAAAGCAUUGAUACUCGUCACUCGUCACUCGUCACUUGUACAAAUUCGCUAAUAAUAUUAACGUAACUCUAAUGAAACUCAGGAAGUGUACAGAAGUUGUAGAUCGUGUAUUAAUCGAGGACGUUUUGUUUUUACGUAUGAUAUAUAUUUAAUAUCAUUCUUUUCCCUCUCUUAGUUAUAAAUCUUGUGACCACAGCGUACAAUAAUGUUAACGUAUUGCCAGACAAUUCCGUAACGAGUGUAUUGAUAGUAGUUACCUUUUGCCACUAAUUCUGAUAAGUGCAGUUGUAAUCGAUUAAGGCGAAACCAACGAAACGCGAUCGUCCAGUCGCAAUUUACAACGUGUACUUCAAAAUUGCUCAAUCUGUUGCAGAGAGUAUUAGAGUAAGCUAUAAAUCACGAGAUAAAUAGGUUUACGAAUGACUUUGUUACAUCGUAUAGAGACAAACGGUAACCAUUGCCGACUGGAAAUGUUAUAUAUUUCGAUCGAACGUAAGAGACUCGAUUUUUAGUCCCGGCUCUUAUACAUUAAUGUCUUUAGAACGAGCGUAUAUACAGCUAUUUUAUUCAAUUACCUUUAAUUCGAAAAGCUUGACGUAAGUUUCUGUUAAAACACGUUUCUCCGAGUACCUAUAUACGUACUUUUCUUCGUGUAUUUUUACGAGGUAAAAAAUUCUCACGAAAUUGCAACCAACGACAAACGAUUCUUUAUAAAAAUUCUUAUACGUAUCAUGUACUUACUUAUAUCCUGAUAGUAUUACAAUUAAUAUACGAUAUAACAUACAUUUAAUGUAACGUAUCACUCUUAUAUAUUUUUCUACAUUGCACAUGAAUAUUAAAAACAUUUCUAGUGGACAAUAUUAUGAUCUACUUGUAUGACUUUCUAUAGCAGUCCUGUAUAUUGUGUAUGUACAAGUCGCAAACGCUUUAAACGUGUAAUUUAUGCGAACAGAUCAGCGCAUUCAUUUUUUUUCUUUUUUUUAUAAAAAUUGAUAAUUAUCUUAGUCAAGUCAAUUUUCUUUUAGCAAUAACUUUCGUGCGGUGUUUCACCGUGUGCGUAAUUAUAUUUAGUUCAAUUUCCUAAGCUCUUAAUGCGUUAAUUCUUAAAGAUUAUUUUAACGAUCUCUCGCAGUCUAUUAUAACACGAACGAAAUGUCCACACAUUGCGAUAUCGAACGUAAUAUACAAAUGUAUUGUUGUUAAAUUUGUGCGUUUCUCUUAUCAUUAGAUGGGUUGAAAACGAGAGAGCGUAUUUCUCUGCAAACGGCAGGCAGGACAUAGCAUAAAUCCUCGAAUAUUUGCGUUUCGAUGUUUAGAGACACACAGAGAUCUCCUCGGUUGGGGAUUAAUUUUAUUCACGAUUUUCUCAAAUCGAACAUCUCGGCACCUGUACCGUGUUUCCUUUGAACCUCUCGCUUAGUUCUGAACGUUACGUUACUUUGAAAUGUAAUCGAAGCGUAGAUCGAACCGUAACGAUAAAUAAAUAAUAUUUUCUAACGUGGUA